AUGGCCGACACACCAGCGGAAACAACGGCGAGCACCGACACUGUUAUCCGCGAUGAUGCCCCUGUAGCGACAUCCGCCCCGACACCUUCGUCAAACAUAUCACAGCCGUCCCCGUCUAGUCUGCCGUCGACUAUUACCGAUCGGAGGAAACGCAGCUUGCCCGAGGGUUCGCCCGAGGGCCCCGAAGAUGGCCGUUCGUCAUCGGCUGCUGCCGCCGCCGCCACCGCCGCCGCUAAUCGGCGAAGAAGUCACAAAGUCAGUCGCGCAUGCGACUUUUGCAAAUCCAAGAAGCUGAAAUGCUCCGGAACAAUUCCCUGCGAUGUGUGCACCCGGAAACGUCUCUCCUGCAUCUAUGACGCCACUUAUCGCCGAGGUAGACCGCCGACACCUCCGCCAGCAUCCAGUUCUGGCCCCGAGUUAUUCGAAGCCCGACUAGUCCCCUCAACUUCCCUAGAGGUGCAUAGAGUGCGGCUCGGUCGAGAAGCCGUGAUCAUGUGGCUGAGGAGGCAGAUGCUGCAGAGCGCAGCCGCCGUAGUGUUCUACCAGGCUCACGAGCCUCGCCAGAAGUCGAGAUUGCCGAGAUCGAAGGGCAGUUACGUUGCCCGGUGGUUCGAGAUUCUGCUCGCAAAUGCAAAAGAUAGCCGUCCGUUGUACCAUGAAAUUGGCCACGCCAAAGCCUCUAUCGUUUUGACCAUUCUCGCUAUCGUCACCCUCCGACAAAGCAAGGUCCGAAACGUCGACGAAGAGAAGUUUUCUCACCUUCUGCGCAGCGAUGCUCUCUUUUCUCAGGCCUUGAGUCUAACGGAUGCGGAGAUCGGGUUGCCGAAGUUAGAGUCCUCGCAGGCGCGCCUCUUGCAGGUGUUGUAUCUCCUCCAAACAUCUCGCAUGAACCAAGCGUGGUACGUCUUUGGGAGUAUUCUUCCCAUAAUCUCGGCGUUGGGUCUGCAUCGGAAAUCCGGACGCAACAGGGCCAACAGCGACAGGGACUACAUCCUAUCGCAGUGCCGUAAGAGAACAUUCUGGGUGGCAUACACCAUCGACAAGUAUCUGUCUGUUGUAUUUGGCCGGCCGAGGAUGUACCGUGACGACGAGAUCGAUCAGGACUUUCCUGAUUGCGUCAACGAUGAGGACAUGACACCCCAAGGAAGAUCAAGUGACGAGCCAGAAAUGGAUUGUCACGUUGAGAGCCUCAUCUUCCACGCAAAGCUCGCACAAAUCAUUGACGGCAUUUCUCGCGAGGUGUACUCGAUCAAGCCCGUCCAUAAAGAUGACCGCCUCAUGAUUGCACAUCGAUACGGUAAGGCUCUGCACCGGUGGCGCGAGUCUUUGCCACACCACCUGGGCACCGUUCGGCCCAUGUCCUUGAUUCCAUCAUUCAGGAGGCAGAACACAGCCCUCAAGCUGGCAUAUUGCCAUGCCAUUAUGCACGCCAACCGGCCCUUUCUUCUUGGAACGGGUGGCUCGAGAGGUGGUCAGCGAUCUCCUCUAGAAGACAGUAUUGAUGAAUGCAUCACUGCAGCCAAGGCCGCGCUUGAGACGGUCGACGGCAUGGCUAGUGACGGAACAUUGUUCCAUGCGUUCUGGUGGACGCCGUACGUCACCUUCUGUGCACUCGCGGUGGUGUACGUCUAUGAGAUUCAGAGAGGGAGACAGGACCCGGAAAGGGGUCUCUUUGAGCUAGCGGAUCGCUGUCAGAAUCACUUGGCGAAAGCAACGACUGCCGAGAGCCCAAGCCGCAGGUACUCUGUCAUUCUCGAAGAGCUUCGACAAGAGGCCAGUUAUCAUUCCGAAGGUCCUUCAGCGCGUGAGAAGAAGCCGACCAUUGAACGUGCUGAGCACGGAGGUGCGGAGCCGAUGCAAUUAGAUGAGGGUUCGGGCGCUCCAGCACCCCCGGCCGAUAUGGGCGAAGUGUUCCAGCAGCACGGAUUCGAAGGGAUGACGAACCUCCUCAGUGGUUGGGAGACAACGGAUUGGCUGGACUUGGACUCUUCGGUACACGAUUUCCUCCAGAUUUUUCAACUAGGAUGUUGA
Colletotrichum fioriniae is the source of this 2031-nucleotide messenger RNA. The record is from RefSeq and is a predicted model, not a curated record. NCBI's taxonomy places the organism in Eukaryota, Fungi, Ascomycota, Sordariomycetes, Glomerellales, Glomerellaceae.